This is a messenger RNA of Populus nigra (black poplar), 3919 nucleotides long. RefSeq lists its product as uncharacterized. Gene Ontology annotation, molecular function: protein binding. Gene Ontology annotation, cellular component: Golgi membrane; cytosol; Ric1-Rgp1 guanyl-nucleotide exchange factor complex. The record is from RefSeq and is a predicted model, not a curated record. The transcript has 23 exons. The coding region runs from base 218 to 3586 and encodes 1122 amino acids. Lineage: Eukaryota; Viridiplantae; Streptophyta; Magnoliopsida; Malpighiales; Salicaceae. Gene Ontology annotation, biological process: retrograde transport, endosome to Golgi; intracellular protein transport.
CUUAAAAUUAAUGGAUCUAGAGAUCUUACCUGAAUGGAAUGAAAAAAAUAUAAUGAAAUGCAGCUGCAUCACUCACUCUCCCUGGAAAUGCUUCAGAUCAUCCUCUAUCUCUCAAACCCUAACAACCUCUCCAUCAAAUUCUGCAAAUCACUACCAGAGCGAUCUCUCCGAAUAAAUAAAUAAAUAGACAAAUCAAGGCACCAAGACCGAAUCAAAGAUGUAUAUGGCAUACGGAUGGCCGCAGGUGAUCCCUCUAGAACAAGGACUCUGUCCUUCACAGCAGCGGAUCAUUUAUUUCAAAGUCAUCAAUCGCCUCUUCCUUGUUGUCUCUCCUUCUCGCCUCGAGCUCUGGAGCUCCUCUCAGCAUAAAGUGAGGUUAGGCAAGUAUAAGAGAGAUGCGGAGUCGUUGGAGAGAGAAGGCGAAAAUAUACAGGCUGUGUGGAGUCCUGAUACCAAACUGAUAGCCAUUCUUACAGCAUCUUUCUUUUUACAUAUAUUCAAGGUUCAAUUCUCUGAAAAAAGAAUACAAAUUGGAGGGAAGCAACCAUCUGGCUUGUUUCUUGCUAAUAUAACUCUUGUUCUUAGUGAGCAAGUGCCCUUUGCAGAUAAGGAAUUGACAGUGAGCAAUUUUGUAAGUGAUAACAAACAUAUGUUACUAGGACUUUCCAAUGGAUCUCUAUACAGUAUCUCCUGGAAGGGAGAGUUCUAUGGAGCUUUUGAAAUUAAUCCCUAUUCACGUGACAGCAGUGAUACCUCCAUCUCACCACAUUCUUUAGGUAACGGUUUUGCUUCUGGAAGGGCUUCAUCAGGUUCUGUAUCUAAUCAUAAUAUCACCAGGAAGACUGCUAUUGUGCAGCUGGAACUUUGCUUGCCGAUGAGGUUGCUGUUUGUCUUGUAUUCUGAUGGACACCUAGUAUCAUGCUUUGUCAGCAAGAGAGGUUUAAAGCAAGUUGAAUAUAUCAAACCUGAAAAAACGAUAGGUUCUGAUGAUGCUGUAUGUACUUCAGUAGCUUCAGAUCAACAAAUCCUUGCUGUUGGUACCAGAAGAGGGGUUGUUGAGUUAUACAACCUAUUAGAAUCUGCAUCUCUCAUUCGUUCUGUGUCUUUGUCUGACUGGGGCUAUUCCAUGGAUGAAACUGGUCCUGUCAGUUGUAUCGCGUGGACACCUGAUAAUUCUGCUUUUGCUGUUGGGUGGAAGUUAAGAGGACUUACAGUAUGGUCGGUAUCUGGGUGUUGUUUGAUGUCAACAAUUCGUCAAAUUGGUUUAUCUUUAUCUUCUCCAAAGGUUAAGCCAAACCAAGAAUGUAAAUACGAGGCAUUGAUGAAUGGCACCUCAUUGAUGCAAUGGGAUGAAUAUGGUUAUAAGCUUUAUGUGAUUGAAGAAGAGUCUCUUGAGAGAGUUAUUGCAUUUUCAUUUGGCAAAUGCUGCCUCUCCAGAGGAGUUUCAGGAAUGACAUAUGUUCGUCAAGUUAUUUAUGGUGAAGAUCGGUUGCUUGUUGUACAGUCCGAAGAUACUGAUGAACUCAGAAUUCUACAUCGAAACCUUCCAGUUUCCUAUAUCUCCCAAAACUGGCCAGUUCAACAUGUUGCGGCUAGCAAGGACGGAAUGCACUUAGCUGUUGCAGGCCUCCAUGGGUUGAUCUUAUAUGAUAUACAGCUGAAAAAGUGGCGAGUGUUUGGAGAUAUUACUCAGGAACAAAAGAUUCAGUGUAAAGGGUUAUUAUGGCUAGGGAAGAUUGUUGUUGUCUGCAACUACAUUGAUUCUUCUAACACGUAUGAAUUACUUUUUUAUCCAAGAUACCACCUUGACCAGAGCUCCUUACUUUGUCGAAAGCCAUUGCUUGCUAAACCAAUGGUGAUGGAUGUCUAUCAAGACCAUAUACUUGUCACAUAUCACCCGUUUGAUGUCCACAUAUUCCAUGUGAGAUUGUUAGGUGAACUGACUCCUUCUAGCACUCCAGAUUUGCAGCUUUCUACAGUACGAGAACUUUCUAUCAUGACUGCAAAGAGCCAUCCUGCAGCUAUGCGUUUCAUCCCUGACCGGCUUCCAAGAGAGUUGGCCUCAGACAAUCAUAUUUCAUCGUCAGAGUUUUUGGACACAGUGCCUGCUAGUUGUUUGAUACUGAGAACAAAUGGGGAACUUUCGCUUUUGGAUUUGGAUGAUGGACAUGAAAGAGAGCUCACUGACUCUGUUGAAUUAUUUUGGGUUACUUGUGGUCAAUCAGAGGAGAAGGCAAGUCUAAUUGAGGAAGUCUCUUGGCUGGAUUACGGCCACCGAGGCAUGCAGGUUUGGUAUCCAUGUCGAGGUGCUGAUCCUUUUAAACAGGAAGACUUUUUGCAGUUGGAUCCAGAACUAGAAUUUGAUCGUGAAGUGUAUCCUCUAGGGCUUCUUCCAAAUGCCGGGUUGGUUGUUGGUGUUUCCCAGAGAAUGUCCUUUUCAGCUUGCACUGAAUUUCCAUGUUUUGAGCCAUCUCCUCAAGCUCAAACCAUACUGCAUUGCUUACUCAGACACCUUCUUCAGAGAGACAAAACAGAGGAGGCUUUGCGGUUAGCACAUUUAUCAGCAGAAAAGCCUCACUUUUCCCAUUGCCUGGAAUUGCUCCUUUUUACUGUAUUUGAUGCAGAAAUUUCAAGGCAAAAUGUGAUCAAGAACCAGGUAUCUGUCCCUAAACAUGCUGGCAACUGCUCUCUUUUGGAGAAGACCUGUGAUUUGAUAAGAAACUUCUCAGAGUAUCUUGAUGUAGUUGUGAGUGUUGCGAGAAAAACUGAUGGUCGAUAUUGGGCAGAUUUAUUCUCUGCUGCUGGAAGAUCAACAGAGUUGUUUGAAGAAUGCUUCCUAAGGAGAUGGUAUCGCACUGCGGCUUGCUAUAUACUUGUGAUUGCGAAACUUGAAGGGCCUGCUGUCAGUCAAUACUGCGCCUUACAAUUAUUGCAGGCAACACUUGAUGAAUCUUUGUAUGACCUUGCUGGAGAACUGGUGCGCUUCUUGCUGAGGUCUGGAAAGGAAUAUGACCAGACAUCGACUGAUUCAGAUAUACCAUCUCCCAGAUUUUUGGGUUAUUUUCUUUUCCAUUCCAGUUACAAGGAGCCAUCAUUGGACAAGAGUAAUUCCUUGAAAGAGCAAAGUGCUCAUAUUGCUUCUGUGAAGAGCAUCUUAGAAAGCCAUGCUAGCUAUUUGAUGUCAGGGAAAGAACUUUCCAAGCUUGUGGCUUUUGUAAAAGGCACUCAGUUUGAUUUAGUGGAAUACCUUCAACGAGAAAGAUAUGGUAGUGCUCGCUUAGAGAAUUUUGCAUCAGGGCUGGAAUUGAUUGGGCAGAAGCUUCAAAUGGGAAUGUUGCAAAGCCGGUUGGAUGCAGAGUUUCUAUUGGCUCAUAUGUGUUCUGUGAAGUUCAAGGAAUGGAUUGUUGUUCUGGCCACACUUUUAAGACGAGCUGAGGUUCUUUUUGAUCUUUUCCAGCAUGAUAUCAGGUUGUGGAAAGCAUAUAGCAUCACCCUUCAGUCACGCCCUGCAUUUUCUGAAUACCAUGAUCUGCUUGAAGGCUUGGAAGAGAGACUCUUAUCUGUCUCAAAUUUGCAAGAGAAAUGAGGGUGGGUUUGGAUCUCUAACCAGAUUUCCUGGAAAAAAAGAGAUGGUAUUCAAAGUGACCCUUGUCAUGGUUGAGGUGUUCUCGAGCAUCACGUUCCGGUCGAAUCAUGUUCCCAGUGGAUGAGCAUCACGUUCACGGUCUGAUAUGUGCAAGUUGAUGUUCGGGGUGGCCUUUUCAUCAUAAUAACCAUUUAUCUCUUUGAAUCACAAAAUCUUUGUAGAUAUGAGUUCUUCUAUAGUCUUCACCUGUGUAUAAUCAUUUUUUCUAUUGUAUGACAUGUAAAUAAAAUAAUUUGUCCAAAUAAAAUUACUCAAGUUAUUGGGUCUCGUGCA